GGCAAGCCGAAUCGAAUAUGACACGUCGCCAUGUUGUUAUGAAUGGCGGUCCCUCGUCGCUGAGGUGGCAAGAAGGACUUACGUAAACGAUUUUGGCUGUAGCGCUGUCAAUUUCUAGCGUCACAAUGCAGAGGGGUGGUUUUCCAGUUAGAGCAGUUGUCCUUGCAUUCUUUGUGAUCGGAACGGUGUAUUUACUGUACCUGUAUAACUCCACGGUAGGUCGUCUGCGCGACACUGAAGUAACUGCUGAAAGGUAUCGAAGAGGAGAAGAAACCAAAGUGGCAGAGUUGCAGGUCGCACAUGAGCAGAACUCUCGAUUUAAAGAAGAAAAGCUUGUGUGUAAAAAGAAGCUUGGCGAAGCUAUCAGGAGUAAGGAUGAGCUGCAGGAAAAGUGUGACAAUGACAAGCGUGAGUUCACAAACCGGCUCAACUCCCUCAACCAGCAACAUAAGAUGCUCAAGAGUCAGUAUGAUGAACAUGAGGUAGAACAAAUGCGCUUGGAGCAAGAAGCAAGGCGACUGAGGGAUGAAUUUGAGCAAGUGGAGGCACAGCGCAAUAAUGAAUACCAGCAGCUACGAGCCGAGAAAGAAUUAGAAAUCACACGUCUUAAAGAUCAAAUUGCUGAUCUUCAACGACAGAAUGCUAAGCUGCAGACAGAAACUUCAAACUUGCAGGAACAGCUGCAGAAUGGGAAGAAGGAGGCGCAGUAUCAACAGGCUGUUAUCCAGAAUAUGAAUACAGAAAUACAAGCACUCAAGCAACAGCAACAGGUGGAGUUGGCUAAGGCCCAGAUGCAAGGUCAGCAGAAAGGAAACAGUCUUAACUUUCAGCCAGAGCAGCAACAGCAGCAGCAGCAGCAGCAGCAGCAGCUACAAUUCCAGAAAAACUUAGACAGUCUGGGUCAUCAGCAGUUCUUUCCUGAACAGCAAAAGAUUGUGCCUCCAGGAGCAGCUGGCGGGUUGCAAAAUGGAAUAGAUAACAUGAAUGCGAAUGUUGGUGGUCACCAGGAGAACCUGCCACAGAGGAAUGCAGAGAUGCUGGAUGCUAAAGAUGAAACAUUUGGAAAAAAUUUAGAAGAUGGAAAACAAGUAAUCAACCAAAGUAGCAGCAUUCUCAUGAGCAGAAAUGAUUCCCACUCCAGCCUGGAAGGUGAAAUGAUUAACCCUCUUGACGUGCAGGUGUCUUAUUCAAAAAUAAAAGGACUGAAUGAGACAGGUUAUCCGCAAGUCACUACCUCAGCCAGCAUUAUUGAAGAGAUAGAUAAUGUCAUUCAGUCAGCCGCUCAGUCAAACUAUUCCUCAGGACAGAGCACUACCACAGUUCCCAACAAUGUGACAGCUGAAUGCAUCAAGAAGUUCUGGACAACCAGCAUCACCAGAUGCUACCACCAGUUCAUGACAGCAAGAAUGAGAUCAAUAUUCCAGAUGCACCUGUCAAUGCCAAUGUGGAUGGUCACAUUGAGAAGGAAAUUUUAAAAGAUGAGGACCAUCAAGUUGUACCCCCUCUGUUCCAUGGGAACGACAAAGACAAGGAAGCUGAUUUUGUUGGCAGAAAACAGUCAGAGGUCCAGCCGCUGGGUUUGAAUCCAGCGAACAAACUUCAGAAAGAGAGCGGUCCACAGCA
This is a messenger RNA of Pomacea canaliculata, 1623 nucleotides long. Its product is annotated as putative mediator of RNA polymerase II transcription subunit 26. The record is from RefSeq and is a predicted model, not a curated record. Bases 126 to 1475 code for a protein of 449 amino acids. The transcript is spliced from 13 exons. Lineage: Eukaryota; Metazoa; Mollusca; Gastropoda; Architaenioglossa; Ampullariidae. Gene Ontology annotation, cellular component: Golgi membrane; Golgi apparatus.